AGACUAAGAUGCCUAGUGAAACAGCUGGAAAAAGGCGAUGUCAACGUGGUGGACUUAAAGAAGAAUAUUGAAUAUGCUGCGUCAGUACUAGAAGCAGUUUACAUCGAUGAAACAAGAAGACUGCUGGACACUGAAGAUGAACUCAGCGACAUUCAGACCGACUCAGUCCCAUCAGAAGUCCGGGACUGGUUGGCUUCCCACCUUUACACGGAAAAUGGGGAUGAUGAAAAAGAAACCUGAGGAAAAACCAAAAUUUCGAAGCAUUGUGCAUGCUGUUCAAGCUGGCAUUUUUGUGGAAAGGAUGUACAGAAAAAGCUACCACGUAGUUGGUUUGGCAUAUCCAGCAGCUGUCAUAGUAACCUUAAAGGAUGUUGAUAAAUGGUCUUUUGAUGUAUUUGCCCUAAAUGAAGCAAGUGGAGAGCAUAGUCUGAAGUUUAUGAUUUAUGAACUGUUUACCAGAUAUGAUCUUAUCAACCGCUUCAAGAUUCCUGUUUCUUGCCUAAUUGCUUUUGCAGAAGCUUUAGAAGUUGGUUACAGCAAGUACAAAAAUCCAUAUCAUAAUUUGAUUCAUGCAGCAGAUGUCACUCAGACUGUGCAUUACAUAAUGCUUCAUACAGGUAUCAUGCACUGGCUCACUGAACUGGAAAUUUUAGCCAUGGUCUUUGCUGCUGCCAUUCAUGAUUACGAACAUACAGGGACCACAAACAACUUUCAUAUUCAGACAAGGUCUGACGUUGCUAUUUUGUACAAUGACCGCUCUGUCCUUGAGAAUCACCAUGUGAGUGCAGCUUACCGCCUUAUGCAAGAAGAAGAAAUGAAUAUCUUGACAAAUUUAUCCAAAGAUGACUGGAGGGAUCUUCGGAACUUAGUGAUUGAAAUGGUAUUAUCUACAGACAUGUCAGGUCACUUCCAGCAAAUUAAAAAUAUAAGAAGCAGUUUGCAGCAGCCUGAAGGGAUUGAUAGAGCCAAAACCAUGUCCUUGAUUCUCCAUGCAGCAGACAUCAGCCACCCAGCCAAAACCUGGAAGCUGCACUACAGGUGGACCAUGGCCCUAAUGGAGGAGUUUUUCCUACAGGGAGAUAAAGAAGCUGAAUUAGGGCUUCCAUUUUCCCCACUUUGUGAUCGGAAGUCAACGAUGGUAGCCCAGUCACAAAUAGGUUUUAUUGAUUUCAUAGUAGAGCCAACAUUUUCUCUUCUGACAGACUCAACAGAGAAAAUUGUUAUUCCUCUUAUAGAGGAAGCAUCAAAAGCUGAAACUUCCAGCUAUGGGGCAAGCAGCUCAUCCACCAUCGUGGGAUUACACAUUGCCGAUUCUCUGAGAAGAUCAAAUAUGAAAGGCUGUGUGAGCGAUGGGAGCUAUUCCCCAGACUACUCCCUCACAGCCGUGGACCUGAAGAGCUUCAAAAACAACCUGGUGGACAUCAUUCAGCAGAACAAAGAGAGGUGGAAAGAGCUAGCUGCACAAGGUGAAGUUGAUCUUCAUAAGAACUCAGAAGCUUUAGUAAAUGCUGAAGAAAGGCAUACUGAUACAAAUCCAUAGGUCUGAAACACCUUAGAAGCUUCUGUCAUUUUAAGCAUGAAAGGAUAAUGAAAACAACAUGAAAAGCAUCUGGAAUACUCAACCUCCCACAAUAGUAUAUUCUCCUCUUUCAACAUGGUUCCAGUGGUUUGGCUCAAGUCAUUUUAAUGGAUUCCUCCAUAAUGAAUAAGAACAACACAAAAUUUAAGCUAGUGACUGCCCAAAUAAGUACUCUGAAGUUGUGAUUGGAGUUUGUGGCCAAUGCUUCUACCAUUGUUUUUCUUCCACAAUUGGUCUUCUUCAUCGAGGCAGAGAAAUUUUUAAGGCAAAAGUUGGGCAGUUUCAAUUUUUCAGCACUUUUAACCCCUCAUACUGACUAUGCAGGAGAGGAAACAUUUCUAAAUGUACUUCUUGCACUGUCUUACGCA
This is a messenger RNA of Castor canadensis (American beaver), 1947 nucleotides long. The record is from RefSeq and is a predicted model, not a curated record. NCBI's taxonomy places the organism in Eukaryota, Metazoa, Chordata, Mammalia, Rodentia, Castoridae.